AUGGAAGAUGAAGCGGGCGGAAAGAUGGAUCUGGAAAUGCUGAAAGAGAAAGAUCCUGAAUUUUACAAGUUCCUUCAGGAGAACGAUAAAGCAUUACUGGAAUUUGAUGAAAACGAGCAAGACUCCGAAGAAGAUGGGUCAAGUGAUAAUGGCCCAGCCUCAGACGCCGGACCUGAAGAUGCAGAUGAAGAUGGAGAUGACGAUGAUGAUUUAACAGCAUCCAAAAAAGCCAAAACGGUCGUACUGACGAAGGAGUUGCUCAGAACUUGGCAAAAAGCUAUACUCGAGACCCGAUCGAUGCGGGCUUUGCGCAAGCUCUUACUCGCCUUCAAGUCUGCGGCCUUCAGCUCGAGCAGCAACUCCACUGAUCUUCCAUUCUCAAUCGAGUCAUCCUCAGUUUUCAAUGCCCUGAUCACCACUACACUGAGAUAUUUACCGGUGUUCCUGAACCAGAGUCUUCCCGCAAGAGAGCUCCCGAGUGGAAAAUUUAAAAUCGCCAACAAUUCGAAGAUGUAUGCGUCGAUGCAGCGAAUACUCAAGUCAUACUUCACCUCGCUUACCGAGUUGGUCGCCCAAGUUCCAUCGCAGCAAAAGGGGGAUUCAGGACAGGAUAGCAUGCUACGUACUGCCACACUACUCGAGCUGUGGUCUUCAUCGUCAGACCAAGUCCGUGUUGCUGCUAUACUUUCGCUCAGAAGGAUUGCGGUCGCGGCGGACAGCACGACAAUGGAGUCCAUCAUGAAGGGCGUCUAUACUGCCUUAAUUAGGAGCGCGAAGAGCACCACCGUGUUCACGUUACCGCUGAUCAACUUGAUGAAGAACUCCGCUUCGGGACUAUAUCUCAUCAACCCGGAGAUCUCUUACCCCAUCGAAGGAUUCCAAGCCGUCUAUAACUGGCAGUACAUCCACAGCUUAGAUUUUUGGUCUCUUGUCCUCUCUUCGGCCUGUGAAAAGAACACAAACAGUUCAAGAUCUGAGCCUAGUGCCCUGCAGCCCCUUAUUUAUCCUCUCGUCCAGAUUGCAAUCGGAGUGAUCAAGUUGAUUCCUACUUCGCGUUAUUAUCCUCUGCGGUUUCAUUGUCUCCGACUAUUAUUACGACUCAUCCAACGAACUGGAACAUUCAUACCUCUGACGCCAUUCCUUUUGGACAUGAUCGACUCGCCACUUUUCAAGCGACAUCCGACUCCGACGAAUCUGAAAGCGCUUGACUGGGAAUACCUACUUCGAUGUCCGAAAUCGCACGAGAACAGCCGAGUGUAUGCGGAUGGAGUGGCAGAAGAAGUGACGUACCUGUUGUUGGAGUAUCAUGGAUGCAUGAGCAAAUCGAUCGGCUUCCCCGAACUGGUCUUACCCGCACUCACCAGUCUGAAGAAGUUCUCAAAACAAUUCCACAAGCAUCAAAAGCUCGUCUCCCAUAUCAAGACCCUCGUCGAGAAACUCGAGGCCAAUAAGACUUUCAUUGAAUCUAAACGUUCCCAUCUUGGCUUCGGCCCCAAGGACCGUGCUCGAUCUCUCGCUUUCUUAGACACCCUGGAGUCCGAGAAAACUCCCCUCGGAGCUCAUCUUCGACUGCAGUCUAAAAUCAGAGAACAGAAACGUGCCGCCCUCGAUCGUUCGGCUCAUAGAGAUAUCCAGGUCGACGACGAUUAA
Molecule: messenger RNA, 1650 nt
Organism: Puccinia triticina
Lineage: Eukaryota; Fungi; Basidiomycota; Pucciniomycetes; Pucciniales; Pucciniaceae
Exons: 9
Coding region: 1-1650 (549 amino acids)
Biological process (GO): ribosomal large subunit biogenesis
Cellular component (GO): nucleolus; Noc1p-Noc2p complex; nucleoplasm
Source: RefSeq, a predicted model, not a curated record